Messenger RNA from Gracilinanus agilis (Agile Gracile Mouse Opossum), 2832 nucleotides. Its product is annotated as zinc finger protein 420-like. The transcript has 6 exons. The coding region runs from base 67 to 2832 and encodes 921 amino acids. Gene Ontology annotation, molecular function: DNA-binding transcription repressor activity, RNA polymerase II-specific. NCBI's taxonomy places the organism in Eukaryota, Metazoa, Chordata, Mammalia, Didelphimorphia, Didelphidae. Gene Ontology annotation, biological process: negative regulation of transcription by RNA polymerase II. The record is from RefSeq and is a predicted model, not a curated record.
AAAGGUUUUCAGGCCUUGACCCCUCACGCCCCGCGCCUCCAGCCUCGGGAGCCUGGAGUCCCCGGGAUGGCCUCAGAGAGGGACAGACUGCCAGCCCAGGAGGCGGUGACGUUCCGGGAUGUGGCUGUGGACUUCACAAGGGAGGAGUGGCGCCUCUUGUCCCCUCCCCAGAAGGAGCUGUACAAGGAGGUGAUGCUGGAGAAUACCCGGAACCUGCUCUCUGUGGGCCUUCUAGCUCCCCCAGAAGAUGUGAUCUCUUACUUGAAGCAGAAGGAAGCCACAUGGGUGCUGGAGCAAGAAGGCCUAAGGAGCUGCUGCCCAGGAGAGAGCAAACCUGAAAUGAAGAUGAAUCCAAUAGAGAUGAGCCCUUCUGUGGAAAAAAUGGACCUACAAAAAUUCAUGAGUGAUGGUCCCGAUAAUUUUGCUUUCAGAGAGUUCUGUGUUGCACCUCAACAUUCAUCCCAUAUUGAACAUGAGAGAAUGCACAGUGGGGAGAGACCUUAUGAAUGCAAGGAAUGUGGAAAGACAUUCACAAAUAAGUCCAAUCUUGCUAAACAUCAGAGGAUCCACACUGGGGAGAAACCUUAUGAAUGCAAUCAAUGUGGGAAGACAUUCAGGCGGAGUUCUAGUCUUGUAGUACAUCAGAGAAUCCACACUGGGGAGAAGCCAUAUGAAUGCAAGCAAUGUGGAAAGUUAUUCAGUCACAGCUCCAGUCUUGCUGCACAUCAGAGCAUCCACAGUGGUGAAAAACCUUAUGAAUGCCAACAAUGUGAAAAGAAAUUCAGUCGGAGUUCCAGUCUUGCUGUACAUCAGAGAAUCCACACUGGGGAGAAACCUUAUGGAUGCAAGCAGUGUGGAAGGACAUUCAGUCAGAGCUCCUAUCUUGCUGUACAUCAGAGAAUUCACACAGGAGAGAAACCUUUUGAAUGCAGGCAGUGUGGAAAGACAUUCCGUCAGAGCUGCUAUCUAGCUUUACAUCAGAAAAUCCACACUGGAGAGAAACCUUAUGAAUGCAAACAAUGUGGAAAGACAUUCAGUAUGAGUUCCUAUCUUGCUAUACAUGAGAGAGUCCAUACCGGGGAGAAACGUUAUGAAUGCAAACAGUGUGGAAAGAAAUUCAGUCGGAGCUCCAGUAUUGCUGUACAUCAGAGAAUCCACAGUGGGGAGAAGCCUUAUGAAUGCAACCAAUGUGGAAAGAUAUUCAGUCAGAGAUCCUAUCUUGCUGUACAUCAGAGAAUCCACACUGGGGAGAAACCUUAUGAAUGCAAGCAGUGUGGAAAGACAUUCAUAAAUAACUCCAGUCUUGCUGUACAUGAGAGAGCCCACACUGGGGAGAAACCUUUUGAAUGCAAGCACUGUGGAAAGACAUUCCGUCAGAGCUCUGAGCUUACUGCACAUCAGAGCAUCCACACUGGGGAGAAACCUUAUGAAUGCAAGCAGUGUGGAAAGACUUUCAGACUUAGCUCCCAGCUUACUGUACAUGGGAGAGUCCAUACUGGGGAGAAACCUUAUGAAUGCAAAGAGUGUGGAAAGACUUUUAGGCUGAAGUCUGAUCUUGCUAUACAUCAGAGAAUCCACAGUGGGGCGAGGCCUUAUAAAUGCAAGGAAUGUGGAAAGACAUUCAGUCAGAGAUCCUAUCUUGCUGUACAUCAGAGAAUCCACACGGGGGAGAAACCUUAUGAAUGUAACCAAUGUGGAAAGACAUUCAGUAGGAGCUUUGGUCUUGCUAGACAUGAGAGAAUUCACACUGGUGAGAAACCUUAUGAAUGUAAUCAAUGUGGAAAGACAUUCAGUCGGCGUUCCAAUCUUGCUGUUCAUCAGAGAAUCCACACUGGGGAGAAACCUUAUGAAUGCAAGCAAUGUGGAAAGACAUUUCGUCAGAACUCUUACCUUGCUAUACAUCAUAGAGUCCAUACUGGGGAGAAACCUCAUGAAUGCAAACAGUGUGGAAAGACAUUCAAAGUAAGAUCUAAACUUGUUACACAUCAUAGAAGCCACACUGGGGAGAAACCUUUUGAAUGCAAGCAAUGUGGAAAAGCAUUUAGUCAGAAUGCCUAUCUUGCUGUACAUCAUAGAAUCCACACUGGGGAGAAACCUUAUGAAUGCAAGCAAUGUGGAAAGGCAUUUAUUCGGAACUCUAGUCUUGCUGUACAUCAGAGAACCCACAAUGGGGAGAAACCUUAUGAAUGCAAGCAAUGUGGAAAGGCAUUUAUUCGGAACUCCUAUCUUGCUGUACAUCGGAGAACCCACAAUGGGGAGAAACCUUAUGAAUGCAAACAUUGUGGAAAGACAUUCCAUGAAAGAUCUAUACUUGUUGUACAUCAGAGAAGCCACACUGGGGAGAAACCAUUUGAAUGCAAGCAAUGUGGAAAAGCAUUUAGUCAGAACUCCUAUCUUGCUGUACAUCAGAGAAUCCACACUGGGGAGAAACCUUAUGAAUGCAAGCAAUGUGGAAAGGCAUUUAUUCGGAACUCCUAUCUUGCUGUACAUCGGAGAACCCACAAUGGGGAGAAACCUUAUGAAUGCAAACAUUGUGGAAAGACAUUCCAUGAAAGAUCUAUACUUGUUGUACAUCAGAGAAGCCACACUGGGGAGAAACCAUUUGAAUGCAAGCAAUGUGGAAAAGCAUUUAGUCAGAACUCCUAUCUUGCUGUACAUCAGAGAAUCCACACUGGGGAGAAACCUUAUGAAUGCAAGCAAUGUGGAAAGGCAUUUAUUCGGAACUCCUAUCUUGCUGUACAUCGGAGAACCCACAAUGGGGAGAAACCUUAUGAAUGCAAACANCUAUCUUGCUGUACAUCGGAGAACCCACAAUGGGGAGAAACCUUAUGA